Scleropages formosus (Asian bonytongue) is the source of this 766-nucleotide messenger RNA. Its product is annotated as leukocyte cell-derived chemotaxin-2-like. Lineage: Eukaryota; Metazoa; Chordata; Actinopteri; Osteoglossiformes; Osteoglossidae. Bases 63 to 572 code for a protein of 169 amino acids. The record is from RefSeq and is a predicted model, not a curated record. The transcript is spliced from 5 exons.
CGGUGCCAUCCUGAUACAUGGUACAACUCCAACGACUCUGAGAACAUCUUGAAAACAUCAGCAUGAAAGAAAUCUUCCUUCUUGCCGCCUUGGUCUCUGUGCUGCGUGCAGAUGAGAUCACAAGACUUGUGGGAGAAAUAAAUGGAUUCCAUGAGCAAGUAAAGUUUGGCACACUCUGCAAAGGAAACCCUACAAACAAACAUAGGAAGUGUGAUUCAUUUGGUUGUGGAAACUAUGGAGCCAGACGAGCUGGAGGGACGCGUAAACACAUGGGCCUAGACAUCGUGUGUACUGAUGGUGACACCGUGCUUGCACCAUUUGAUGUAAAAAUCAAUGGACCUGCUUCCCCAUAUAAAAAAGGAGUAAAGCCAGCAAUCAACAACGGACUUAACCUUAGCGGCCAGGGCCUGUGCUUCAAACUGUUCUAUGUGAAGCCAGUGAAGACUUCUGGGACGAUGAAGAAGGGAGAGAAACUCGGCACCAUGCUGCCCAUGCAGAAAGUCUAUACUGGGAUCACCUCACAUGUCCAUGUCCAGAUGUGUGACAAGUCUGACCCCACAAAGUACUUCUGAACCUGGGCAGUUAUACUUUUACCCUUUUAUAUCCCCCAUAUUAGCAGGUUUCAACCCUCAGUCUCUGUCCAGUCCCCCCCACAUCCAAUUAAAUUGCUACUUCACUUGCAUGUGAUAUACAAAUAACGCAGUUUCUUGCAUGGACAUCCUGCCAGAUGUCAGUUGGCCUAAUAAAGAAUGCUUGUUCGCAGACA